CUUUUCUUCUUCAUUUUCCAGUAUUCCACCAUAACAACUAGUGUUUGUGACUUUGUUAGAGAUGUUUAGGAGCAGGAGCUCAGGCAGCGAUGCCCGGCAGGACCCGCGAACUAAGGGGUUACUGUGCUGUGUGAUCCUGUGUGUCACGGUCAUUAUUGCCUGCUCCAUCGCUGUGCUAUCUAUCAAUAACAUGCACCUCGCCGACGUCUCCAGCACAUGCUGGGGAUGGGGAUGGGGGUCAUCAUGCGCGGUCUACUAUUAUGGUUGCAUGGCCACGAAGGACUUCACGGACGGCUCGGCCUGCAGCUACCUGUACAGCGUGGGCUCCAUCAGCCUGUUCAGCUGCCUCAUGACAAUGGCGCUCAUGGGCUGCCCCGGCGCUGUCGCGGGAAACACCGUUUCAGGAAUCUUCCACCUCAUCUGGUGGGCCAUUGCCGGCUCCUAUUUCACGGACGCGUGGCGUGACGCACAUGCCCUGCCUCUGGACAACUGGCGCCACGCCAUCAUGGCCCUGUGCUGGACUGCGGUGGCGUUCUCGGCACUGCAGAUCCUGACGUCCGUAGGCUCAUGUGUCGCGAUGCGAAAGCGCAGUGACGCCUAUGAGGAGCGGCCUGGCAGCAAGCCCAGUGCCGAGAUGGGCGCCUAUGCCCCGGCGCCGCACGCCCACCACGCGCAUGCUGGCGGCGCCUACCCCGCGCCGCCUCCACCUGCACCCGGCUACGGCGCGCCGCCCCCGCCCGCUGGGUACGGCUACCCUCCCCCGCCCGCGCCUUACGGCUACGGCUACGGCUACCCCGCGCCGCCGCCGCCGCCGCCCGCCGCGUACGGCUAUGGCGCCCCGCCGCCGCCGGCUGGCUACCCAACCCCGGCCCCUGCUGGGGUUCCGCCGCCGCCCGCUGCUGGCUUUUAAGGCUCGGGCUACGCGCGGUGCGCUUGCGGAGUGCCUAGCCAACUGCUAGCGCGACGCCACUGCUGCCGCCGCGGGGCUUCCCCGGAGCGUGAAGACGCCGAGAAGAAGUGAGGAGGUCAUGGUUGCACGGGCUUCGUGCGUGCACGGUAUGUGUGAAGAGGGUAAAUGUCACUUCCAAGCCCCCAGUAACCCAGACCCAGAAUCACGCAGUUCUAGUUGGUGACCAGUGAGGGCCCCUGAGUGCACGCAUUGCUGAGCUGUGGUGCGGAACCUCGCGCGCAUGCAGAAUCAGCCAGUCGCUAAGUGAUAUGACACAGUGUGUAGUCUGGGCCUGUUGCCGACGUUUGUGGGGCGGCAAAGUGCAAAACAUCGUGUGUUUGCCGCCGCUGGCCAAGCUCAUUACUCCGGUGUUACAUGGCACCGCCUUUGCACUGUGUAUGCCGCCGAUAACUGUAAGCAGACUGUGAAAUUUACAGUACAUGAGUGGCUCAUGAAGACCUCAUGGCGCAAAUGCGUUAUGAGGUUUGGUGUCGCUCCGUGUGUAUGUCGUUCUGCCCAGCCCAGCUGCCCUGCCCACCGCAAGUACGGCACUCAAGCCAGCGCGUGACAAGGGCAAGAGCCAAGAGCCCGCGGAGGCAUGAUUCUACGCUUGCCAUGCUGCCAUGCAAUGGCAGCGAUUACGCAUCAGAGCGAAUGGUCCGGGCCAGCUCGUUGUUACUCCGGUGUUACAUAGCACUACCGUUGCACUGUGUAUGCCGCAAAUAAUUGUACGCAGACUGUCCAACCUGUAGUACAUGAGUGGCUCAUGAAGACUUCAUGGCGCGAAUGCGCAAUGGGGUUUGGUGUUACCCUGUGUCGGUGCCACGCGUGUCGCUGUGCCACGUUGUGCCAGCCCGGCUGCCCUGCCACCGGAAGUACUCAAGUUAGCGUGUGGCAAGGGCCCGCGGAGGCAUUAUCCUGCGCUUACCAUGCUGCCAAUCAAUCGCAACAAUUCCGCAUCAGAGCGAACGGACCGGGCCCGCGCGCGCUGACCCCUGUGCCCGUCGCUGCACAGGGCUGCACCAGUAGGGCACGCCGCAUGCGCUGCAAUGCAUCCCGUCUCUGGUGUGCACCGGGCGCAUAGUCGCGCAAGUAGCCUGUGUGACGUCUGUUCAAUAUUAUUCUUUCAUAGCCUCUACUCAGAGCUGCGUCUGCAGCGUGCACUCAGCACUCGUCGAAGUUGUUGACAUACGGAGGGCAUCGCAGUGUUUUUAAGAUUAACGCAAGA
Messenger RNA from Chlamydomonas reinhardtii, 2177 nucleotides. RefSeq lists its product as uncharacterized. The record is from RefSeq and is a predicted model, not a curated record. Bases 62 to 910 code for a protein of 282 amino acids. Lineage: Eukaryota; Viridiplantae; Chlorophyta; Chlorophyceae; Chlamydomonadales; Chlamydomonadaceae. The transcript has 7 exons.